Cryptomeria japonica (Japanese cedar) is the source of this 435-nucleotide messenger RNA. RefSeq names its product secreted RxLR effector protein 161-like. The transcript has a single exon. The record is from RefSeq and is a predicted model, not a curated record. Bases 1 to 435 code for a protein of 144 amino acids. NCBI's taxonomy places the organism in Eukaryota, Viridiplantae, Streptophyta, Pinopsida, Cupressales, Cupressaceae.
AUGGAUGACUGUAAGCCUACAUCAACUCCAUUUAUGUCAGGGGUCAAUCUUGAGGCUUCUUGCUCUUCACCCUUGGUGGAUGCUACCUUGUAUCGCCAAUUGGUUGUUAGCCUCGUAUAUUUGACUCACAUGAGGCCUAAUAUUUCAUAUGUUGUGGGCCUAGUCUCCAGGUUCAUGCAGGAGCCACAUGAGCUGCAUUGGAAGGCAUCUCAGCGAAUUCUUUACUGUAUUCAAGAUACUCAUAAUUACAGGAUUCAUUAUGCAGUGGACAUGGAUAUUGACUUGGUGGGAUAUACAGAUUCAGACUGGGCAGGCGAUUCUAAGGAUUUCAGGUCUACUUUAGGGUAUUGCUUCUCUCUUGGUUCUGGUUCAGUUUCUUGGUCGAGCAAGAAGCAAUCUGCUAUUGCUCUUUCAUCUACUGAGGCUGAAUAUUGA